Messenger RNA from Leptomonas pyrrhocoris, 1226 nucleotides. RefSeq names its product serine/threonine-protein kinase-like protein. The transcript has a single exon. The record is from RefSeq and is a predicted model, not a curated record. Gene Ontology annotation, molecular function: ATP binding; protein serine/threonine kinase activity. Gene Ontology annotation, biological process: intracellular signal transduction; protein phosphorylation. Bases 99 to 1226 code for a protein of 375 amino acids. NCBI's taxonomy places the organism in Eukaryota, Euglenozoa, Kinetoplastea, Trypanosomatida, Trypanosomatidae.
AGUUCGCAGGCUCGUAUACACGCUCGUCGGUUGUACCAAACGGACGCACACACAUCAACAGAGCAGCAGCACAAACGCCUCGGAUUCCUUUGCCGCUCAUGUCCGCCUCCUCCGCCUGUUCGUCAUUGACGCGGCACAUCACCGCGGCGACGUCCAGCUCUAACAACGCCGCCAUCCCCGCCGCCAGCCACCACUUACCGCCCACGCUUAACGGCUACAGUUUCUCAAAGCACGUGCGCAGUUCCCUCUCGCACGAUACCUUUAUCGGGCAGGCGGAGCGACGAGAGGAAGAAGGUACGCCAGCGACCUCGCAAAAGGUGAUUCGUAUCUACGCUCUGGACUAUCUGCGCAGGGACGAAGAGUGUCGUUUUACGAUCGAGCGUGAGUGCAUGGCAGGACGCAUCGUUCCCUCUCACCCGCAUUUGCUGACGGUCGAAAAAGUCUUCGCCUCUCAAACAGAUCUUUUUCUCGUGGAGCCGUACUGCAGCGGGGGCGACUUAUACGAGUACAUGGUGAGUAUUGCGACGGCGGCGGCGGCAGCGGCAGCGGAGCACGCCGAUGUCAGCGUGGAAGACUCGAUAGCUGGAAAAGGGCUGUCCAUAGAGUUUGCGCAGCGCCUGGCGCGUGAGCUGCUCACGGCCGUGCAUUUUCUUCACACAACAUGUGGCUUGGUGCACCGCAAUAUUAAGCUGGAGACGCUGUUUUGCGACGCACGUAUGUCGCUUCACUUAGGCGGCUUUGGUCUCUGUGCGGUGUUGCCCACCUCUCUCGCAGGCGGCGAGAACGUGAACGACACGAACACGACGAAUAACGAUGGCAAUGCUUCUCAAGGAGCACAGGAGGAGAAACAGCAGGACGUGGCGGUGUCGGCGGCUGCUUCUGCAUCGACCUCUCUUAUGCGGUUGUGCUGUAGCUCGAAGCACUACGCGGCACCGGAGCUGAUUCAAGGCCAGCCCUAUCAAGGCGAGGCCGUGGACGCCUGGGCGUGCGGUGUGGUCCUCUUCGCCCUUCUCACCGGCUGCUUUCCAUUUGACAGUUUGGAAAACGAUGACGAGGCGCUUUUUAAGCUGAUCUGCGGGGAUGCGGAGACGCACCUCGCGCAGCACCCCGCUUUGGCGGCCGUCGAAGACCCCCGAGCAGUGGACUUGGUGCGCAAUUUACUUCGUCAAAGCCCCAAGUCGCGCUACAGCGUCGCGGAAGCCCUGGAGCACCCCUUCCUUGUUUGA